AUGAGUGACAGUGACGAGCGAGACUACGGACGCAGUUACUACAGCGACAGGCGCAGUAGCAGCAGUAACAGCAGUUACAAGAGAGACUAUGGUUAUGGCUGUGGAAGAACAGGUUCUGACAGCUCGGACAGCAACAAACGUGAGACUAACUGCCACGACGGUGGCAGCAGUUGGCUGAAAGAUGAAGACGACAAUGAAGGCGGAGGCGGGGAAGGAUUUGACUAUUCCUACAAUGAUCACGCCCGUCUGAACAGCAUCAGCAGUGAUCCAGGAGGGCUUUUUAAAGGCAGGAGAAGCAGCAGUAACAGUAGCAGUAAUAAGAGUGUGGGAGGUGGCUUUGACGCGUCUUACCAUAAGACAGCCGAUAGCAAUGAGUGGAGUUCAAGCAGAGGAAGGAAGUCUGGAGACGACAACAGCAGCAGGAACAGCAGUCAGGACAGCGACAGAUACCGAUUCAGGUUUGGCGACAACGACAGCGACGACGGCAGAAGGAAAAGGAAGCCAACAACGUCGUAUUUGGAGGACGAGACGACCACACAUGGUCAUGACGACCUUCCCUGUUGCUGUGUUGUGUUAUGA
Molecule: messenger RNA, 579 nt
Organism: Homarus americanus (American lobster)
Lineage: Eukaryota; Metazoa; Arthropoda; Malacostraca; Decapoda; Nephropidae
Product: dentin sialophosphoprotein-like
Exons: 1
Coding region: 1-579 (192 amino acids)
Source: RefSeq, a predicted model, not a curated record